AUGGCGUCUCCCAUCGACCAGAGCAGCGACGCCUCUCAGGAGAAAGGCAGUUCGCCACUCCACAUUGAGAAUUUCGGCGGCGACGAGAAGAUGUCCGAGCAAGAAAAGAUUGAACAGGUCAACGCGACCAUUACUCGCGAAGAUGUCACGUUAGAGUCGUUCUCACAUCUGGAUAUCAAGAAGAUUCUCAGGAAGAUGGACCUCCGUACUGUCCCGGUCCUGACCUUGCUAUAUCUCCUGUCAUUUCUGGACCGUGGAAAUGUAGGCCCAUCGUCGACAUUCUAGCGAGAGGCAUCAUCUACCGCUGACAAUCUUCCUUUCCAGAUCGGCAAUGCCAAGAUUGAAGGCCUGCCGGAAGACCUGGGCCUCACGCCCACGCAGUACAACCUCUGCCUGACAGUCUUCUUCUUCACCUACUCGGCAUUCGAAGUGCCCAGCAAUAUGCUCCUGAAGAAAUUGAGGCCCUCCAUCUGGCUGCCGAGUAGGCUCAGUCCCUACCACUUGCAGGAACGUAGCCGACUGACAACACGCAGGCAUCAUGGUCGCCUGGGGCAUCGUCGUGACCCUCCAAGGCAUCACCCAAUCCUAUACCGGCCUCUUGAUCGCGCGCAUCUUUCUUGGAGUAGCUGAGGCCGGCCUGUUUCCUGGCGUAAUCUACUACAACACGAUGUGGUACACCCGCUACGAGGUCCAAGUCCGUCAGGCAUAUUUCUUCUCCGCCGCCAGUAUCGCAGGCGCCUUCUCCGGCCUUCUAGCGUACGGCAUCAGUUUCAUGGACGGUGUCGCGGGCUUGAGGGGCUGGAGAUGGAUCUUCAUCCUCGAGGGAAUGUUUACCGUCGUCGUGGCUGUAGUCGCCUUCUUCACGGUCCACGACUUCCCAGAGACGGCAUCUUUCCUGACGGCUGAAGAGCGAGCCUUCGUCGCGUACAGGCUGAAGUACGACACGACGACCACCGGUUCCGAGAAACUGGUCCCGCAGAACGAAGCCCAGACCUGGACUGAGGCGAAGAAGGCGUUUCUAGACUGGCAGAUCUGGAUGAGUGUACUGGUCUAUCUUGGUAUAAGCCCUAUCUAUGACUCGAUCCACUGCCGGACACACAUGCCAUGAGGUCCUCUACUAACUCCAACAGGCUACGCCACGCCCUUAUACGGAGUCUCACUCUUCCUACCCACCAUCAUCAAAGAACUCGGCUUCUCCACCACCGCCUCGCAACUCCUCACCGUCCCGCCCUACAUCGUCGCCUCCCUCCUCACGAUCCUCGUCGCCUACGCCGCGGACAAGCACCGCAUCCGCACGCCCUUCAUCCUGACCUGCUUCGCCUUCCAACUCCUCGGCUUCCUCAUCUGCAUCGCCGGCAAUGGCAAAUUUGGCAUCACCUACGCCGGCGUCUUCAUCGCCGCAUGCGCCAUCUAUCCCACCCACCCGGCAAAUCUAACCUGGCUCUCCAACAACCUGUCCGGAUCCUACAAGCGGGCCGUCGGCGUCGCGCUGCAAAUCUCCAUUGGCAACCUGUCCGGCGCCAUGGCGAGCAAUUUCUACCGACAAUCGGACGCACCCCGCUACUACCUAGGCCACGGUCUGGAGAUUGGCUUCAUCACCAUGGGCAUCGUCGCCGCGACGAUCAUGAUCUUCACUUACAAGCGGAUCAACGCGAAGCGCGCGGAGAGAGUCGCUGAUGGAUUUGAGGCGGACGCUGCUUCUGUGCAGGAGCUGAGCGAGCAGGGCGAUAGAGCGCCGACGUUCAGAUAUACGUUGUAG
Messenger RNA from Lecanosticta acicola, 1759 nucleotides. Lineage: Eukaryota; Fungi; Ascomycota; Dothideomycetes; Mycosphaerellales; Mycosphaerellaceae. The record is from the annotation of a GenBank genome assembly.